This is a messenger RNA of Dryobates pubescens (Downy woodpecker), 2227 nucleotides long. RefSeq names its product NMDA receptor synaptonuclear signaling and neuronal migration factor (gene NSMF). Gene Ontology annotation, cellular component: nucleus; cytoplasm. The record is from RefSeq and is a predicted model, not a curated record. Lineage: Eukaryota; Metazoa; Chordata; Aves; Piciformes; Picidae. The transcript is spliced from 16 exons. Gene Ontology annotation, biological process: regulation of neuronal synaptic plasticity; positive regulation of neuron migration. The coding region runs from base 210 to 1820 and encodes 536 amino acids.
UCCUGGGCGGCGGGCGGCGCCCGGGCCCUCCCUCCUGCCGCAGUCAAUGAGGAGGCAGCGGCGGCGGCGGAGCGCUGCACUCGCCGGGGGCAGCGCGGCCGGGGGGCGCCGCGGCAUGGCGGGGCGCUGAGGCAGCGCGGCAGCGAGGGGCGGCGGCGGCGCCCCGGCACCCGGCCCCGCCGCGGCAUGGGCAGCCGCGGGGUCGUGCGAUGAGCGCUCCCCCGGCGGCUCCCCUCCGAGCGAAUAUGGGCACAGCCGUGUCCAAAAGGAAGACGCUGAGGAACGAGGCCAUGUCGUCGGUGGCGGCUAAAGUGAGGGCGGCGCGGGCCUUCGGAGAGUACCUGUCGCAAACCCACCCCGAAGGCAGGAACGGCUCAGAUCACCUGCUAGCAGACUCCUACAUCGGGCAGGAGGACUCCCCCGAGAUGCAGCAGGCGGCGCAGCACAAGCGCAGGCUCUCCGUCAUCUCGGACGGCAAGUUCGAGAGGAGCUUCUCCGAGGAGCAGGCGGAGAAGCUGCCCAGCGAGGGCCCCAAGCCGCGCGUCUACACCAUCUCCGGAGAGAGGCCCAUGCUGUCGGACCCCGAGAGCGAGAGCGUGGAGCUGGCGGUGAUGAAGGGAGCUGCCCAGGAGGAGUGCCAGCACGGGCACCACCUGCAGGGCGCGGGCGGCUCGCACGGCGGCGGCAGGCACUGCAAGGCCUGGCCGGGCGGCCGGCAGGGCUCCAAGGAGUGCCCCCAGUGCUCCCGCCUGGCCGCCCCUUCCCAGCAGUCCUUUGACCUGGAGCAGCCCCAGGGCGGCGACGCUGGCUGGCACAGGAAGAGGCUGGAGCGGAUGUACAGCGUGGAUCGAGUCUCUGACGAUGUCCCCAUCCGAACCUGGUUCCCCAAAGAGAACCUCUUCAGUUUCCAAACCGCCACUACAACUAUGCAAGCCAUCUCGGCGUUCAGGGGCUACGCAGAGAGGAAGAGACGGAAACGAGAGAAUGAUUCUGCAGCUGUUAUCCAGAGGAAUUUUCGGAAGCACCUCCGCAUGGUGGGGAGCCGAAGGGUUAAAGCACAAACCUUUGCCGAACGGCGUGAGAGGAGCUUCAGCAGGUCCUGGAGUGACCCGACUCCCAUCAAAGCCGAUUCCUUCCAUGACUCUCGAGAAAGCCAUGACCUUCAGGAUUCCUGCGGCACUUUGGAGGGCGACUUCGACUUGAACUGGGAAGCGGAGAAGGAGCUUGAAGCCAUGGCAUGUGAUGGAGAAGACUUUAUUCCACCAAAAAUAAUGCUCAUUUCUUCCAAGGUGCCCAAAGCAGAGUAUGUCCCAACGAUUAUCCGCAGGGACGACCCCUCCAUCAUCCCCAUCCUCUACGACCAUGAACACGCCACCUUUGAUGACAUCCUAGAGGAAAUAGAGAAGAAGCUCAACAUCUAUCGGAAAGGCUGCAAAAUCUGGAAGAUGCUGAUAUUUUGCCAAGGAGGUCCUGGCCACCUGUACUUGUUAAAGAACAAGGUUGCCACUUUUGCCAAAGUGGAGAAGGAGGAAGAUAUGAUCCUCUUCUGGAAGAGGUUGAGCAGGCUGAUGAGUAAAGUCAAUCCUGAACCAAAUAUCAUUCACAUCAUGGGCUGCUAUGUUCUUGGAAACCCCAAUGGGGAGAAGCUAUUUCAGAAUCUGAAAAACUUAAUGAAUCCUUAUAGGGUUGCCUUUGAGUCUCCACUUGAACUCUCAGCUCAAGGUAAGCAGAUGAUUGAGACUUACUUUGACUUCCGCCUGUUCCGCCUGUGGAAGACGCGCCAGCACUCCAAGCUCUUGGACUACGAUGACAUUUUGUGAGCUGCAGAAGGCUUUGCCAGAGGAAGGUGAUCACCGGUGUCCAAGAAGUCAUGCUGAUUGCAGAGAGACUUUUUUAUUGGCACAGGGAGCCCUUGGAAGCCCUAGAGGAAGCCUAAGGGAGGGAAGGAGGAGCCCUCAGGAGGGAAGCCUCCUCCUGGGUCAAGAGAGACUGGAGGGGGAGAGGGUUUGACGCCUGGCUCGCCUCGGGUCAGAGCCGCGGUGUCUCAGGAGGAGCUGUGCGAACGGAGGACGGGAUGGGAGAUCCUUGCAGAACUGAGCUGUUUUGGGUCAGAAUGGGCCAGAUUUGACUGCAGGUCCUUUUAAAGACUUUUUGAAGCUCAGGUUUUCUCACACAACCCAACCCCACCAGAGCCAGUCACCCACGCAGGCCGAGGCGGCGAGCGGAG